AUGAAAGUAACCUGUGGAGUUCCUCAGGGAUCCGUAUUAGGACCUACUCUAUGGAACCUCUACUAUGACAUCAUCUUCAGUAUCCAAACCCCGGAUGGAGUCAGGCUAGUAGGCUUUGCCGAUGAUGGGGGAAUUGUAGUUACAGCCAAAACGAAGGGAAACCUGCAAAUGAUAGCAAAUCAGACUCUACAAAAUAUUGCAGAAUGGCUCCAUCAUAAGCGAUUGAGACUAGCCCCACAGAAAACAGAAGCAGUUCUCUUAGUAGCAGGAAGAAAAAUCAAGACCAUCAGCCUAGAAAUUGAGGAUACCGUGGUGGAGAGCCAGGAAAAGCUACUAACAGGGCACAGGUGCUUCCAGACUCACCGCAAACGCUUCCGUGUAAGCAAUAGCGACUCAUGCAUAUACUGCGAGGAAGGUGACACCGUCGAACAUACAUUCUUCACCUGUAUGAGAUGGCAUCAAAAAAGACAAGAAAUGGAAACGGUCACAGGUCAACUAACUCCAGACAACAUAAUAAACAAGAUGCUGGAGGAUGCACAAAUUUGGACUAAGAUAAGCUCCCUGGCCAAAUACGUAAUUGACACGAAGGAGAGAGACAUCAGGACUCUGGUCAUAGGCUUCUUCCUCACCUAUACGUCAGCUAUCCGAGUUCAAACAUCUUACGCGGCUUUCAAUAAAAACCAUAAUGCUCUUCAACAUAUUCAUUCACAACACAAUAUAAUUCAAACAAACGCUGCACACUAUUCAGUUCCAUCACACUUUCCUCACGUUCAUGCUGCUCCCCAGCAAUCUGCUCCGGUAUUUUCAUCUUCGCAUGGAGCUCCUAGACCGUAUCCUUCAAUUUCUUCCAGUCACAGGGUCCAAGCUUCCCAUGUUGCACCAGCUGUCUAUACUGCACCAGUAGUCCAUACUGCACAAACAGUGCUAGCUGCACCAGUCUUACAAGCCGUUCCAGAUGUCCAUUCUAUGCCUGUUUUCCAAAAUGUAUUUACAAAUCAAUACGAUGGGAUUCAAUCCAAGCAAUAUACUCCAUCGAUGGCUUCUCAUGCAGCUCCUGUUUUGAAAAAGGCUCAUCACGAAGAAGAAUACUCACAUCCAAAGUACCAAUUUGCUUAUGGCGUCGAAGACCACCACACUGGCAACAUCCACUCCCAUAACGAAUCCAGAGAUGGAGACUCCACGCAAGGAGAAUACUCCCUUCAUGAAGCUGACGGUACAAUCAGAACCGUCAAAUAUACAGUAGAAAAACAUGGCGGAUUCAACGCAAUUGUCGAAAGAUCGGGACAUCCACAUCAUCCACAAACGGUUGCACAUCAUUCUUAUCAAGUUCCCCACCACCAAUGAUCAAUUCACCAAUGUUGGGUGCCUAGUCUGUUAUAUUUUGUUUAUUGUUAUUGUAAAUAAUAAUUUUAUAUUUUAAUUAUU
This is a messenger RNA of Leptinotarsa decemlineata (Colorado potato beetle), 1425 nucleotides long. RefSeq lists its product as uncharacterized. The record is from RefSeq and is a predicted model, not a curated record. NCBI's taxonomy places the organism in Eukaryota, Metazoa, Arthropoda, Insecta, Coleoptera, Chrysomelidae. Gene Ontology annotation, cellular component: extracellular matrix.